AUGACAGAUAUUAGCUGGAGACCAAUUGCAAGACCUGUUCAAAAUGAUUCUGAUACAUUACCUAUCACUAUAAAUUUGGCUUUACAACAAAUCAUUAAUUUUGAUGGAAAGAACGAAGCCAUUGUUAUUAGUGGUUGGAUGACUAUCAAAUGGAAUGAUUAUAGUUUAAGAUGGAAACCAGAACAGUUUGGUAAUAUUCAAACAUUAAGAAUACCAAUACCUUGUUUUCUUAUCAGUUGUAUGACAAUACUUGGAUUUUUAUUAUCACCGGAUAGUGGUGAAAAAUUAACCUUGCGUGAGUUAGAAUUUGAUGAUAAAAAAUGUGUUUUUAUACAUUUUAAAUCUUCAGAAAUUACAAUUCUUCUAAGUGUUAUUAUGUUCAGUUUACUUCUAUCAGAAAUUCUGCCAUCAAGUUCAACUGCUAUACCGAUUAUUACUGUUUAUUUCAUGUGUGUUAUGAUCAUGACAGCAGUUUCAGUUGUUGCAUCAGUAUUAAUACUAUCUCUUCAUCAUCGAAGCCCUAGUAAUUAUGCAAUGCCAUCAUGGGUUCGUAAGUAUAUUUGUAACUAUUUGGCGUGGCUAUUACAUAUGAAGCGUCCUAAUCAUGAUUUGACUUGGCGUUCGAUUCGUCGUCGAUGGGCUUCUCCAAAACAAGAAUCGGAUAAUUUACUUGGAACGAUUGAUAAUCAUCAAACUAAGAUUCCUUCUGAACCAUUAUUCGAUAAUACAUUCGAGUUGUUAUCAACCAAUGUUAUAAAUAUCGACAAGAAACCUUUAGAAAAUCAAGAAAAACAACACUUAGAUUCGAUAUUAGAAUCUGCUGUACCUCGAGCAGCGGAAAUUCAUGGUCCUGAUUAUCAUCAGAAAACAUCUAAUGAAUUAUACACAUGUGAUAUGGAUACAGCUCAUUCUGAGCUACGUGUUAUUAUUUCUCAACUUGCUAUUCUUAUUAAUUAUUCUCGACAAAAAGAGAAAGAUGAUAAUGAAUCUCAAGAUUGGCAAUUCGUGGCAAUGGUUAUCGAUCGUCUUUGUCUAGUGUUUUUUUCUAUAAUCAUGUUUCUUUUUACUGCACUUACUUUUCUCCACGUUUAA
Molecule: messenger RNA, 1092 nt
Organism: Rotaria sp. Silwood1
Lineage: Eukaryota; Metazoa; Rotifera; Eurotatoria; Philodinida; Philodinidae
Source: the annotation of a GenBank genome assembly